GAUGGGGCUGCCGAAAAAAGCGCUGCGGCUUGAACGCAGGCAGGCAGCUAAGCAGGGCGAGGGCAGAGCCGGUAUAGUGACGGCGUUUAUAGCAGCUCUUGGGCGUUGUCUUGGCCACUGCCAGUUUUCUCCCUCUGUCCUUUCAGCCGCAAAAGAAAACCUGCUGGUGCUGGUGCUUGCCCUACCCCCCACUCCCCAAAGGAGGGAGCUUCUUUCUGUUUCUAAGCAGCCGCAACCAAUUUUACGCUGGCUGAGCUUGUGCAACUUUCACAGUCAUUUCGACAUCGACUUUCCUCGGUUUCGCCAACUUAAAUAGCCCAUCAGCUGGGCCCAUUUCCGGCCGUACGGCGAUUUCCUCUCAGUCGACAUUUCUCUUCUCUUCCUUAUUUCGUUUUUCACACUCGCCACGGUCGUGCAGCUUUUUUCUAUUUGCUCACUUCUUGUUCUCCACUUCACGGAUACAAACACGCCGAUGUUUUCGUGUAUUGCUCCACGGCGCCGGGCCACGGUCUCGCACGCAGGCUCCAGCAAUUUAUCAGUGGCCAGUGGCGAAAAGUCACGGUCCUUGUUGCGCAAGUGGUCUGGUGGCCAGCAGACGGUCCUGGCGCCAAUCCCCGAGCGCAGCUUGCCAACCACAGUGGUGACACGGCCGCCGCAACGCAGCCCAGGCACACACGAGCCAGUGCUGUCCUCUUACGACUUUGUGCCAUUGCGGGCACCCCCGCCGGUUAUGUACUCGUCGUCAACGACCUUGACAAAUAACCGCCACAAGCGCAUAUCGUCAGAGCCGCCGGCCAACAUGAGCAGCGCGACGCCGCAGAUUACUACAUCGCACCCUGCCACCCAGCACAGCCGCGCGAAGCGUGCGUCGACAAUCUCGACAGUCAAUCAUCGCCACUCGCUGCUCCUUGAUGAUGACGAGCACCGGAGGACCGACAGCGUGCAAACCCACACUGAUGGCAAGUUCCUGGCGAUACCGCGUUGGGGCGAUGCACCAAAGGUCAAUGAUCUUGUGAACGCCCAUGGCGAGCUCGACUGGGACUCGCCUUAUGUGCAGUUCUCGCGCAGUCGCGGAAACCUCGAUAACGGAUCGGUCGCGACGCAGUCGACAGCGACCCUAUGGCAGGCGAAUGGGCGGCAGUCUAACGCCACGACACCAGCGUGGAACGGCAACGAGCGCUCGUACUUUGUGCCACUAGCGUCGGGCCAAGGCCAGUGCGAGUGGCGCGCUUCAUGGGACGUCAUCUAAAAAUCCUAUCCAUCUUAUCUAUUCCCUCUCCCUUCUGUCGCUCUGCCAAUGCUCUUGGCACAUGCGACGGGCCUAUGUCAAAUUAUCACCCCUCUCCUGUAGUUUUACGACUCCUCCCUUGAUUAUUCUUCUUUCUGCUCUCCUCCUUUUGGUAAAAUAAAAAUUAUGCGAAGGAAUCCAGUCU
This is a messenger RNA of Linderina pennispora, 1433 nucleotides long. RefSeq lists its product as uncharacterized. Bases 473 to 1249 code for a protein of 258 amino acids. The record is from RefSeq and is a predicted model, not a curated record. NCBI's taxonomy places the organism in Eukaryota, Fungi, Kickxellomycota, Kickxellomycetes, Kickxellales, Kickxellaceae. The transcript has a single exon.